AUGAAAAGAGAUCAACAGAAGCUAGAAUCUGAAAUCACAACAGAAGAAAUGCAAAUUGCUCUCGAUAUCUGCAUAAGGCAAGUACAAGGCGAGGAGUAUCCAGAAGAAAUAGGAAGGCUGAAACAAGGGCAAGCUGUAAAGACCAAGAGCACAUUGAAUACAUUGAACCCGUUUAUAGACGAGCAACGUAUCCUCAGGGUGGGCGGAAGGCUAAGAAACGCUGACGUCGAUGAGAACCUGAAACAUCCCGUGAUACUAGGAAAAAGGAACGGUCUCGUCCCUCUCUUGCUGGCUGAUGCACACCUGAAGACGAUGCAUGGUGGAAUAAAUAUGAUGAUGACUUACCUGAUGAGUAAAUACUGGAUUGUUGGCUGUAAGAGUUUAGUGAAGCAAUACAUACAAAGAUGCCUUACCUGUGUGCGACAGCGAGCUGCAAGUAGGCAACAAAUGAUGGGUGACUUACCUGAACAGCGUGUAACCCCGGCCCGCGCAUUCUCUCGAAGCGGUGUUGACUUUGCAGGUCCAGUGUAUGUGUUGAAUUCUAGAGGAAGAGGAGCUAAAACUCGCAAGGCGUAUAUUUGCAUCUUCAUCUGCAUGGCUGUCAAGGCAAUACAUCUGGAACUUGUCAGUGAUCUCACAGCUGACGCGUUCAUUGCCGCGUUCAAACGGUUUGUUGCCAGGCGAGGAAGGUGCUAUGAGAUAUGGAGCGACAACGGUACCAAUUUUGUGGCAGCUAACAAAGAAUUGUGUGCAAUUUGGAAAGCAGCAGAAUUUGAAUUUCCCGGUCAGAUUGUCAAUCAAUUAGCUACUGAAGGCACGCAAUGGCAUUUUACGCCACCAUACAGUCCCAACUUCGGAGGGCUGUGGGAAGCCGGAGUUAAAUCUGUAAAACAGCACCUAAGAAAAAUUCUUACUUCAAAUUUAACAUUUGAAGAAUUUACGACUGUGCUCACACAAAUCGAAGCAUGCUUAAAUUCGCGUCCAUUGACACCUAUACCUACAGACAUGGAUGUAAUAGAUGACAUACAGGUGAUCACGCCGGGACAUUUCCUGAUUGGAGAAGCACUAAUUAGCGUCCCGGAUCGCAGCUACGAAACUGCUAACAUCAACCUAUUAUCCAGAUGGCAACAUACUCAGAGAUUGGUUCAGACAUUCUGGAAACGCUGGCAAACUGAGUACUUGACUCGACUUAAUCAACGGCCUAAAUGGUUAAGGAAGACACCAGACUUUGAGGUGGGCGAUAUAGUGUUAUUAAGAGGCGAAAACAUGCCCCCUAGCAAGUGGCCGCUUGCACGCAUUAUAGAAAAACAUCCCGGACAUGAUACCAUGACGCGGGUCUACACGCUCCGGUGUAAUAAUAAAUAUAUUAAAAGAUCUGUUUCCAGCUUGUGUGCAUUGCCUGUAAACAAUAGGGAUUAA
This is a messenger RNA of Trichoplusia ni (cabbage looper), 1419 nucleotides long. RefSeq lists its product as uncharacterized. The coding region runs from base 1 to 1419 and encodes 472 amino acids. NCBI's taxonomy places the organism in Eukaryota, Metazoa, Arthropoda, Insecta, Lepidoptera, Noctuidae. The record is from RefSeq and is a predicted model, not a curated record. Gene Ontology annotation, molecular function: nucleic acid binding. The transcript has a single exon. Gene Ontology annotation, biological process: DNA integration.